GGGCACUUGUAGUGAUGAGCACUGGGUGUUGUAUGUAAGUGAGGGAUCGCUAAAUCCUACACCUGAAACUAAUAUUACACUGUAUGUUAGCUAACCGGAAUUUAAAUAAAAACUUGAAAAUAUGUAUUCUAUCUGAUAACAGGUCUGAAAACACUUUUAUGUGGACCAGGUACCUGUGUAUUUACUAAGCCCAGGACUGGGCAUGAGGGACAAGAUCCCUGCCUUCAGGGAGCCCGUGGUCUAGCAAAUAUAAAUGAAAAAUGGGAUUGGUUUUGACCCACAUAGCCUUUUUAAAAGAUCUGACUUUGUGGUCAACAUUCUAAAAUUGGAAGCCAUUACAUAAAAGUCGGGAUUUCUAUUCUCUCUUGGAAAAUGGGGCACAUGUUCCAAAUGCUCGGAAACUGGCACUUGGGUCUGCAUUCCCAUGCAGCAAGUCUGGCUGUCCUUGAGAGAUGCCAGCGCCUUUGACUGGGUCACGUGUCCCCGUCCCCCCACAGUCCCCACCGCUCUCUGUUGCACCAUACCAGCACCCUUCACCCAUCUCUGUUAUCUGGCGGGCGCCUAUAGGCAUUGGAUUUCAAAGCUCUGAUCUGAUAGGCAAGAGGGAUCGGAAUGGAAUGUCCUUCCAGGUGGUCUGCGUAAGGCUGAUGCAGUACCUCCAUUUUGCAGAUGAAGAAACUAAGGUUUAGGAAGAUGAAAUGAAUUGCUCAGGGUCACAACAGCUCCGCUGGAGUAGAACCCAGGUCCCUUGACUCCAGGACCUAUACCUAUGCCCUGCCCUGGCCAGAGUUCCUUGUGAGAAAGAGCUCAAUUACAGGCACAAGAAGCCUGUGGCACUGGGGCGACCCAGAGGGGAAGUGGUGACAGGGACGGAAGGCCAGACGUCCUCAUGCUCACUCAUCUGUGAGAAAGAGUAAAAGCGAGAGAAAGCUGCCUUGGGGUGGCUGUUGAACAGGAGCUCUGACCGGGACCCAGGGCCAGCUCCUAGACACACAACCACCAGGACUCCUCAGCGCCCGGCAGGGUCAGGGAGCUCAGCCACAGACUACCCAAAGCCUUCUUGGCAAGCUCAACAGGAGCCAAGGGACCCUCCCCAUGGAGAGACGCUGGGUGAUGGAGGCAGCCAAUGGCUGUAAGGAUGGCUUGGACUUCAACCCCAUGAAAGAGUACAUGGUCCUGAACAAUUCCCAAAGGAUAGCUAUUGCUGUGCUGUGUACCUCCCUUGCCCUGCUAAGUGCCCUGGAGAAUCUGGCUGUGCUCUACCUGAUCCUGUUCUCCCACCGGCUCCGCAGGAAGCCCUCAUACCUGUUCAUUAGCAGCUUGGCUGUGGCUGACUUCCUGGCCAGUGUGAUCUUUGCUUGCAACUUUGUGAAUUUCCACGUCUUCCAUGGCAUGGAUUCCAAGGCUGUCUUCCUGCUGAAGAUUGGCAGUGUGACCAUGACCUUCACAGCCUCUGUAGGCAGUCUACUGCUGACCGCCAUUGACCGCUACCUCUGUCUGUGCUACCCACCUACAUACAAAGCCCUACUCACCCGGGGGAGGGCACUGGCAACUCUGGGGAUCAUGUGGGUCCUCUCAGCAUUGGUCUCCUACCUGCCCCUUAUGGGAUGGACUUGCUGUCCUAGUCCCUGCUCUGAGCUUUUCCCCCUGAUCCCCAAUGACUAUCUCCUGGGCUGGCUCCUGUUCAUUGCCUUCCUCUUCUCUGGCAUCAUCUACACUUAUGGGCAUGUCCUCUGGAAGGCCCAUCAGCAUGUAGCCAGCUUGGCUGAACACCAGGACAGGCAGGUGCCAGGAAUGGCACGAAUGAGGCUUGAUGUGAGGUUGGCCAAGACCCUGGGGGUGGUGCUGGCUGUGCUUUUCAUAUGCUGGCUCCCGGUACUGGCCCUCAUGGUCUACAGCCUGACCACCACCCUAAGCAACCAGGUCAAGAAGGUCUUCGCCUUCUUCUCCUUGCUCUGCCUUGUCAACUCCAUGGUCAACCCCAUCAUCUAUGCCCUGCGGAGUGGGGAGAUCCGCUCCUCUGCCCAUCACUGGCUGGCCCACUGGAGGAAACAUCUGAGAAGACUCGGACUUGAAGGAAACAAAGAAGUCCCAAGGUCCUCAGUCACUGAGACAGAGGCUGAUGUGAAAAUCACCCCGUGGCCAGAUUCCAGAGGACUAAACUUUUCUGAAUGCUGAUGAGUCCUCUUUCACAGUUUUAAACAAACUGAGUCAGAAUCAUUUCGCUCCCUGGAGGAGAGAGAGCAGCCUUGAUCCUAUUGUCUUAUUUGAGCCAGGCCCCAGGGCUUGGACACUUACCCCUUUUCACUGAUGACUGAUGGCAAUGACCCUGGCAGGUAGCCUGGCCGUGCCUAUUUGCACACAGACUGUUGGAUAGCUAGGCCCUGUGAGAAGUGGUGCUCAAGCGAGAGGCUUGAGCAGGCUCAGUGCACGUUUGGGUUAGGAGAACCUCCCCGACAAGAUGGCUUAGUGCUUGCAUCCUCCAGAGACCACAGGAGCCAGAUGGAGCCUUCAGGCUCAGCAAUGAGAGACUCAGAGGAAAUCUGAGAUGAAUGGAUUAUUUUCCUGGCAUCUCAAGAUGUCAGAUGGGAUGGCUGGCCAACCCCGUUCUUGCUUGAUUCUUGGGAUCUCCUUGGCUCUAAGGCAAUGAAAGACCCCAUUUUCUGGUCACCUUUUCCUACUGAGGAUCAAAAACUUUGAUACAAUAAGGAUCAAGAGUGUUGAUCCACCUCUUUCACAGCUAAUUGACAAGCCUCUAGUUCAGGGAAUCUUGUUAUUAGGGCAAUGGCCCCACUUGACAUUCUGAUAAUCUCCAUUCACGGCCGCGGUGACCUCCUAGGUUCCUGGGGAAUACAGGGGAGGCUGGGACUGGUUGAGACACAGAAUUUUCAGAGAAUUUUGUGGACCCUCUGAAGUCCUUCCACUGGAAGCAGGCAACAGUCUAACUCCAAGAAAAAGGAAGACAUUCACUAAGAUUUCAUAAACCCCCAAAUUGUUCCCAGUUGCCCCUCAGUUCAGCUCCUUUGUCUCCUCCACACCCAUAUAACAAAAAAUAAACAGAGCAAGUGGGAGGAGGGGGAAAUUCCCUUACUACGUGCCAGGCAUGGGACUGACAUCCCACAGUCCAUUAUCUCCAGCAAGAACAUAGCCCCAUGCUUUUGAAGAUUCCAGGACAUCCAUAUUUUACUUAUCAGGGAAGGUAGGUUCCUACCAAAGCAGCUUACUUAAAACAAUAGACUAGAGAAAUUGUUGGUGCAGAGGAUAACAGGAAUUCUAAUGAAAUUUGUGGGACCAUAGACAGAAUAAAAGGAAAGAUAUUGAUUAAACAGGAAUAUUAAAAAUAUUCACUUACUAUUUACAAGACAAGGUGUCCACUAAUGCACCCCUCUCACAAAUACGUGCCAGGCUUUGUGCUAGGUCCUGGUUGUGCAGCCAUAAACAAGACUCUGCCCCUGUCUAAUGGGGCUUACAUUCUACAUUCAGGUGGGAAGACAGCCACUAAAGAAGAUAAUUCCUGGUGGUACAAUGAAGGAAAUCAUCAAAGUCAUGUGAUAGGGAUUCACUGAGGCAACUUUAGGUAGGGUACCUACUAUGUGCUCUGGUCGUAAAUGCCACAGCUGGCUUUUAUAGAAUCUUUACUAUGUGCCACACACUGGGAUAAGUGCUUUCAAAUGAAGUAUUUUACUUAGUCUCCACAAUAACCUGACCACAAGGGUCCUGGUACCCUCAUUUUAUGGAUAAGGAAACAUUUAAGAGGCAAAAUCACUUGUCUGAGAUCACACUGCCGAUAUGUAUCCAAAGCUGGGGUUUCCACAGCCUGCCGCCUUUACCAUUAACCUCCUGGCCUAGUUCAGCCAAAUGCUGCUUGAUUAGGAAUAAUACUUGAUUUCUAUAACAUCAGAUUGCUGCAAUCUUAACUCACCAUUAUUUCUCAACCUACUUCAUUUUAUGUCCUGCUCAGUUGGUGGAACAUGCCACUCUUGAUCUCAGGGUUGUGAGUUCAAGCCCCACGUUGGGUGGAGAGAUUACUUAAAAAUAGAAACCUUUAAAAAAACAUUUUUCCACCAAGUGGCCUAAAACGACAGAAACUUAUUCUUUCAUGGAAGCUUCUGGAAGCUAGAAGUCCAAAAUCAAGGCAUGACCAGGGGCAUGCUCCCUGCAAAGGUUCAAGGAGAGUAUCCUUCUUUCCUUCUUCCAACUUUUGGCAGCUCCUGAAGUUCUUUGGCUUGUGGCAAGAUAACUCCAAUCUCUACCUCCAUCUUCAUAGGACACUCCUCUCCCCACCUUAUCUCUUGGUGUCCUUUUUUAAGGAUGUCAUUCAUUGGAUUAAGGCACAUUCUAAUCCAGUAUGACCUCAUCCUAAUUUAACAAAUUACAUCUAUAAAGACUAUUUCCAAAUAAGGAAACAUUCACUGGUUCUGAGUGUACAUGAAAUUUGGGGGGGACAUUAUUCAACUCAGUACAGCCCCCAAGGACAAAGUCAACUACUCAAUUACAGCCCAUAUCAUGGACUGUGUUAAGUGGCAGUCACUUGCUAGUCUUUCCCCAUGAGAUGAGCUCCACGUUCAUCUCUUGGUCCCCAGUGCUCCUUGACAAUCCAGCAUAGAGCCUUUUUUUUCUUCAAAAUUUUUAUUUAAAUUCUAGUUAGUUAGCAGAUAGUGUAAUAUUGUUUUCAGGAGUAGAAUUUAGUGAUUCAUCACUUACAUGUAACACCCAGUGUUCAACAUGACAAGCGCCUUCCUUAAUACCCACCACCCUUUUAGUCCAUCCCCCACCCACAUCCCUCCAUCAGCCCUCAGUUUGUUUGCUUUUGUUAAGUCUAUUAUGGUUUGCUUCCCUCUCACUUUUUUUUUGCCUUCCCAUAUGUUCAUCUGUUUUGUUUCCUAAAUUCCACAUAUGAGUGAAAUCAUACCGUAUUUGUCUUUCUCUGACUGAAUUAUUUUGCUUAGCAUAAUACACCCUAGCUCCAUCCAUGUCAUUGCAAAUGGCAAGAUUUCAUUCUUUUUGACGAUUGAGUAAUAUUUCAUUAUAUAUAUCCCACAUCUUUAUCCAUUCAUCAGUCGAUGGACACUUGGGCUUUUUCCAUAAUUUGGCUAUUGUUGAUAAUAGCAUAGAGUCUUUUUUUAAUAUAUUUUUUAAAGAUUUUAUUUAUUUAUUCAUGAGAGACAGAGAGAGAGAGAGAGGCAGAGGGAGAAGCAGGCUCCCAAGGAGCAGGGAGCCUGAUGUGGGACUUGAUCCCAGGAUCCUGGGAUCAUGACCUGAGCCGAAGGCAGACGCUUAACCAUCUGAGCCACCCAGGCGCCCCUAAUAUUUUAUUUAUUUUUGAGAGAGAGAGAGAGAGAGAGCAUGAGCAGGGGAGAGAGGGGUGGGGAGGGGCAAAGGGAGAGCAGACUCCCCACUGAGCAGGGAGCCCGAUGCAGGACUCAAUCCCAGGACUCUGGGAUCAUGACCUGAGCCCAAGGCAGACACUUAACUGACUGAGCCACCCAGGUGCCCAACAGCAUAGAGUCUUAAGAGAACGGGUCAAUAUCUGUGGAAUCAAACUGCUCCCGAAAAGCAUUUUGGAAUAUCAAAAUUUAUUUUAAUCCAGAUACCUAUAUUUUUGUAAGGCAAAGACAUGGCAUGAGUUUUUAAGGUAAAUUUGUGAUUCCUUAAAGUUUGGGCAUACCCUUCUUUAUUCAUUGGUGGGGUCUUUUUUUCCUUUUCUCAAAGAAAAUGCCCAAGUGCCUGGCAUAUAUCCAUACUCAGUAAAUAUUUAAUGUUUAAUGAAUAAAACUAGAGUUUAAAAAUCAUUGAAUUAAAUGCACUUCCACACUUCCUCUAUUUCUCUUUUCACAUUCACACUCCAUUUCUGCUCUAAAUAGAGAACUAGUUUAUGGAGGAGAGCAAGCAGAGAAAGGGGACCCUGGAUGUGACAGAGAGCUGCCCUCAUUGUUCAGAUGAGGGAACGGACCCAGACAGUGGACAAGACUUGCCCAAGAAGCCCCAACAAGGUGGUAUCCAGUGCUAGACAUGCGUGUUUCCCAAUUUCCAGCUUUGUCCACUCUGUUGUCAUGUCUCUCAUCUGUCCCUGCAGAUUUACAUGUUGGUUAUGAGGAUAAGGAGAAGUGAAGGUCACAGUGUCCCAUUUUAUCUUCCCCAUGAUGAGUUCUCUAACAUCAAAGACCAUUAGUCAGUCUGAUCGCUAGAAGGUGUGUGCAAACAAAAUGGGUUUUGUUUUGUUUUGUUUUUUUGAGGUAUCCCUGCUCACUGCUCUGGGCACUAUUUCAACAUAAUCUUGGGGAGAAAGAAACACCGAAAAUAAAAUAGCUGUUCGACGAGCAACAGCUACUGUGUUUCCUUAUCACUCCUAAAAUGAGGAAGUGCUUGGUUCUGUCAACACAGGGCCCAACAACCUCCGAGGGUGCAAGAGGGAAGGGCUUUUUGAGAGGCACAGAUUGCACACCAGGAUCCUUGGAUUCUGGUCCCAACCCUGCUCAAACUAGCAGUGUGAUCUUGGGCGCCUCCAAUCCCCUCUGUGGGUCUCAGUUUCCUCCUCCGCAAAAUGGGAAGAGUAGGGAAGGGGAUAGUGUCGAGGAUCGCCAAAGUCCCUUCAGAGACUCUGACAUGCUGCAGUUCUCUCGCUGAUAGGUGAGGACUGGCUGUGCCAGGUGGAGUCAUUAGACCUUCCCCACCUGAUGACCUCACUUCCUGUUUGAGCACAGAGCGUGUACAAAUUGUAGAGGAACCGGUGACCUCCCUGGCAGAGAAGGUUGACACGGGCACUCCUUGGGCCUGGGGCUCUCGAUUUUCUCACCCUGCUACUAUAAAUACGUUCUUUUGUGGCAGUCUGUGCAUGGGUCUUAUUUUCCCAAUUAGACAUUAAGCUCUUUGUAUUGCCUCAGAAUUCCCAAAGCAAGCUCAGUAAAUAUUAGACAGGCAAAAUGAUCACAGAGGCUCUUCCUCAUUCAGUGCCCACCUUUCUCCCUCCGCUCCCUGGUAAUACCUCCUUCCCCCAUCCCUCCUCCCCGUUAUUUCUGCCAGGACUGUCACAAUGCCUUUCCAUCUGGUAUUCCUGCCUCCUUGCUCUUCUAUACUACAGUUCAAGAUGUCCCCUAUGGCUCCCAAUAGCAAAAUGGACUACCCCCAGCUCUCGGCACGCACUGGGCCUUUCACACCCCCACGACUGAACCCCGCUGUGAGGUCUCUUCCCCAGUGUUCGUUCAUCCCUCCGCGGAGCGCGGUCAACGACGCUUUGUGUUUUUCUCCCUUUGAGCGCCAGGGGGCGCUGCAGGAACGGCCGAGCCGGAGGGGAAGACCGUCGCCAAGCAGCCUGGGUUGACACGCCCCCUUUCCCUUCCGAGCCAAUCAUUAG
Messenger RNA from Mirounga angustirostris (Northern elephant seal), 7354 nucleotides. It is a transcript of the gene CNR2, whose product is annotated as cannabinoid receptor 2. NCBI's taxonomy places the organism in Eukaryota, Metazoa, Chordata, Mammalia, Carnivora, Phocidae. The transcript has 2 exons. The coding region runs from base 1096 to 2178 and encodes 360 amino acids. Gene Ontology annotation, cellular component: cytoplasm; plasma membrane. Gene Ontology annotation, biological process: regulation of metabolic process; adenylate cyclase-activating G protein-coupled receptor signaling pathway. The record is from RefSeq and is a predicted model, not a curated record. Gene Ontology annotation, molecular function: cannabinoid receptor activity.